CAGCUGGAAGGGGUUGGACAAUAACUUCCCUUUUUAGGGUCCGCCCUUAUAUGUGAGCAGAAACGAAAGGAGGAAAAUAGAUGACUCAACUGGGGAGGUUUUGGUUGGAGUGGAGAUAACAUUUUGGAAUAUAUCAAAAGCUUCUGCAGCAAUUAAGAUGGAUUCAUCUUUCCGAGCAGAGCUGUUUGAUUUCCACGGAGUCUCAAUGACCCGCUAUUUCACAGACAACUGGGACAAUGUUCAAAACUUUCAGGCCAGGCCGGAUGACAUACUCAUUGCAACAUAUCCCAAAGCAGGAACAACAUGGGUGUCUUGCAUCCUUGAUCUCCUUCAUUUUGGUCAAACUUCUUCAGAGCGCCAGACAUCCAUCUCAAUCUAUGACAGAGUGCCUUUCUUGGAGAUGUCGGUCCCGUCUGUGCCUAAAGGUACAGAGCUGCUAGACAAGCUUGUCACUUCUCCUCGACUCAUCAAAACUCAUUUUCCAGUUCAGUUUGUGCCAAAGUCCUUUUGGGAGCAAAACUGCAGGAUUGUUUAUUUGGCUCGUAAUGCCAAAGACAGUGUCGUGUCAUAUUUCCACUUUGACCGCAUGAACAUGGCGGAACCAGAACCCGGAAAAUGGAGCAGCUUCCUCCAGAGAUUUAUGCAAGGAAAGAUGGUGUUUGGAUCCUGGUAUGAUCAUGUAAACGGCUGGUGGAAGAAGAAGCAGACUUACUCAAAGCUCCACUACAUGUUCUAUGAAGAUCUGAUCGAGGACACUGGACGUGAACUAGAAAAAAUCUGCAGCUUUGUUGGUUUGUCUCCUUCAGACGAGUACAAGAAAAGCAUCAUUGACACAGUGCAAUUUGAUAACAUGAAAAAUAACAAAAUGGCCAACCACUCCACGAUUUCAGUUAUGGAUUUCAAAAUUUCACACUUCAUGCGAAAAGGAAAAGUUGGUGACUGGAAGAACCAUUUCACUGUGAAUCAGAAUGAACACUUUGACGAAGAUUACAAGAGAAAAAUGACAGAUCCCACACUUGAGUUUCGCACCGAAAUUGAUAUUUCUGCUAUUUAGACUGAUUUAGUAUUACCAUGAGAAAAAAGUUACAGAAUAACUUUUCUUGUCAACAGUAUUAAUUAUUAUUAAUUGUUACUAAAUUACUAAAUCACAUACAAAUUAAUGUAUGUAAAACAAGUGCAUCUAUAUGCACAAAGCAUUAAUUGCUGCUGGUAUAAUCAUUCAACGACUACAAAUAAAGUACUAAUGCAGUUUUAA
Molecule: messenger RNA, 1255 nt
Organism: Nerophis ophidion (straightnose pipefish)
Lineage: Eukaryota; Metazoa; Chordata; Actinopteri; Syngnathiformes; Syngnathidae
Product: cytosolic sulfotransferase 2-like
Exons: 8
Coding region: 158-1054 (298 amino acids)
Biological process (GO): sulfation
Cellular component (GO): cytoplasm
Molecular function (GO): sulfotransferase activity
Source: RefSeq, a predicted model, not a curated record